Messenger RNA from Argentina anserina (silverweed cinquefoil), 1731 nucleotides. RefSeq names its product methylthioribose kinase. The coding region runs from base 106 to 1359 and encodes 417 amino acids. The transcript has 6 exons. Gene Ontology annotation, molecular function: S-methyl-5-thioribose kinase activity. NCBI's taxonomy places the organism in Eukaryota, Viridiplantae, Streptophyta, Magnoliopsida, Rosales, Rosaceae. The record is from RefSeq and is a predicted model, not a curated record.
UCCCAUCAAAACCCCGACGUUAUUCUUGUGUCUCAACCUCUUCACUUCAUUCUUAAACCCCCCAAACUCCAAACGUUAGUCGUCGUCAUCUUCACCGCCGCAAACAUGGCCUUCUCCGAGUUCAAGCCACUAGACGACAAGUCGCUCAUUGAGUACCUAAAGGCCACACCCUCCCUCUCUUCCAAGCUCAAGAACAACUUGGACAACUUGACCAUCAAGGAAGUCGGCGACGGCAAUCUCAACUUCGUCUUCAUCGUCGUUGGCGCUCAUGGCUCUUUCGUUAUCAAGCAGGCUCUUCCAUACGUGCGUUGUAUAGGCGAGUCAUGGCCGAUGACAAAGGAAAGAGCUUAUUUUGAGGCACUGGCACUAAGAGAGCACGGUCGUUUGAGUCCUGAUCAUGUGCCUGAAGUUUAUCAUUUUGAUCGGACUAUGUCUUUGAUUGGCAUGCGCUAUUUGGAACCUCCACAUAUCAUAUUGCGGAAGGGAUUGAUUGCUGGAAUUGAGUACCCUUUGCUGGCUGACCACAUGUCAGACUAUAUGGCAAGGACCCUGUUCUUCACUUCUCUCAUUUAUCAUAAUACUACUGACCACAAGAAGGCAGUUGCUGAGUUUUGUGGAAAUGUGGAGUUAUGUAGGCUCACUGAGCAAGUUGUUUUCUCUGACCCUUACAAAGUAUCUGAGUAUAAUCGCUGGACUUCUCCUUAUCUUGAUUCUGAUGCUGAGGCUGUGCGAAAGGAUAAUGCUUUGAAGCUUGAAGUUGCUGAGUUGAAAUCUAUGUUCUGUGAGAGAGCCCAAGCCCUAAUACAUGGAGAUCUUCACACUGGUUCCGUGAUGGUGACUCCUGAUUCAACUCAAGUUAUAGAUCCAGAAUUUGCAUUUUAUGGACCAAUAGGUUUCGAUAUUGGAGCUUUUCUGGGAAACUUGAUUUUGGCUUUCUUUGCCCAAGAUGGGCAUGCUGAUGAACAAAAUGAUCGAAAAGCAUACAAGGCUUGGAUUUUGAGGAUAAUUCAAAAUACAUGGAACCUUUUCCACAGAAAAUUCAUUGCACUAUGGGAUGCGAACAAAGACUCUGGUGAUGCGUAUCUUCCUGCAAUUUAUAACAACUCUGAGCUUCAACAGCUUGUACAAGACAAAUUUAUAAAAGAUUUGUUGCAUGAUACCCUUGGAUUUGGAGCUGCGAAAAUGAUAAGGAGAAUUGUUGGCGUGGCACAUGUUGAAGAUUUUGAGUCCAUCACUGAUGCUAGCAAGAGAGCGGGUUGCGAGCGACGGGCACUCAAGUCUGCAAAGCUGAUUCUCAAGGAGAGGAGAAAAUUUCAAGCCAUUGGGGAAGUUGUUUCAGCCAUUCAACAAAUCCAGUAAUGACUUAAGAUGCAUUAGCGUACUGUUUUACCAAACAGAGCGUACUGUUUUACCAAACAGACAACCAGAGGCGGACAAAAAGAUGUCGGAAAAGAGUUUCAAAUGGGAAUUGCAACUGAUCUCCUUGUGGCUGGAUAGAUAAAUGUUUGGAUAAUAAAAACAUGACUCAUGUAUAUUCACUAUGCUGUGUCUGUGAGUCCUUAUUGUUCCAUUUGAUUACCCUCAUCGCCCUUGUUUUGAGCUUGACAUGAGCCAGUGUAUGAUAAUGUCAUCGAACAUAGAGGCAGCAAAAGUAGCACUAGUGAGUUUGAGAGCGUUCUUUCUGGAGAAAGUUUAAAUUGUUGAAUUUUUCGGGAAGUGUUAAUCACUUAA